AGAUGACUUCUGAUUUUGCUCCUGGACACCCAUACCAUCUUUGUGCAAAGUUGUUUCUAUGGAUGAGGUGAGAGUGUUAGAAUAUGUGGAGGCCCAGACUAUUUCAACGAAGCGAAAACAAAGGAUUAUUGUGUGAAGCGGUGGAGAGAGGUGAUAUUCGUUCAGUAAUGCGUCUUUUAGAGAUGGGUGUUGACAUCAACACACGUGAUGAGUAUGAGGAUUGCACUCUUCUGAUGCGAGCGUGUUGGAAUAAUCAGAAGGAUAUGGUUGAGUUGCUGCUGACUAAAUCAGCAGAUGUCAACGAGACUAGUGGUGAUGAUGGAUAUACAGCUUUGAUGAUAGCAGUAUUGCAGAGAUAUGAAAAUAUUGUCAAUGUGCUAUUGAUGACCAAAGGUAUUAAUGUGACAAAGGCAGAUCAUAGGGGAAGGACAGCCAUCCAUUGGGCUGCAAUGAGGAAUCGUGUGACCAUUUUAGAGAGACUUCUGUCUUGUUGUUUUUCUGUUGAUAUCAGUGAUAAUGAUGGUCGUACACCACUAUGGUGGGCUGUCUAUAAUGGUCAUGUACGUUGUGUCGAUGUUCUCAUGAAACAUGGAGCGAGUCACCAACAUGAGAGUGAGAGUGACGGAUCACCACUGGAGAUUGCCAAGCGACGUGGUCACAGUAAUGUGGUUGAGAUGAUGGAAGAAGUCAUAAGAUUGAGAUCUCAUGUCUAUGUGGAGAGAGACAUGCCUAUCAUGAGACAGCAAUAUGAACAGAAAAUUGCUGAACUGCAAGAUGAAGUUGAGAAGAGGAAAGAAGAAUUAAGACAAUCAGCCCUGGUCCACGAAAGUGAAGUGACAAGGCUGAGAAAUGAGAUGGAACAGAAAGAGAAGGAAAUCAGAUGUCUCAGAAUGUCAGCAGCUGAUAGAGCUGGCGAAGGUCAAGCGGCUUCUAAAGCUUGGUUGGCGUUGCAGCUACCAGGAGAUGUCAUGCAUGCUGUUGUUGCUCUGGCCGGUGAUCAGUGGAGUGAUGUUGGACUCGAGUUGGAAUACGAAAUGUCUCAAAUCAACUUUAUCACAUCAUCAAUGUCUCUACCCUCCAGCAAGCUACAUGCCAUACUAAGAACAAAAGCUGUUGCUGUUGGUACCAACAAUGUUGUUGGUAUCAUCUUGUCUGCUUGCCAGCGUAUUCCCUUGCCAAUUUGUGCUGCUGCAAUAAGAGAUGAGGUGGUUAGAUGUCAAGAGAGACUGAAAAUUCAGAAUGGUGGACAAUAGAAUAAUUGAUUUUGUCACUUUGUUGUUUGCUUGGGUGAUUGUAGUAUGUGGUUUAUGGUUAAUCAAGUGAUGUGUUACCUUUUGGAAGGAGGCACAUAUUUUCUGUUUGUAAUGCUGCAUACUUUCAUAUGUUAAAUAGAAUUAUUUCAAUAGAAUAGAUUAUGUUAAUAGAAUGA
This is a messenger RNA of Corticium candelabrum, 1429 nucleotides long. RefSeq names its product inversin-like. Lineage: Eukaryota; Metazoa; Porifera; Homoscleromorpha; Homosclerophorida; Plakinidae. The record is from RefSeq and is a predicted model, not a curated record. Gene Ontology annotation, molecular function: protein binding. The transcript has 10 exons. Bases 84 to 1253 code for a protein of 389 amino acids.